Xyrichtys novacula (pearly razorfish) is the source of this 4717-nucleotide messenger RNA. The record is from the annotation of a GenBank genome assembly. NCBI's taxonomy places the organism in Eukaryota, Metazoa, Chordata, Actinopteri, Labriformes, Labridae.
AUCGUCACUCAUACGUCAUCGCCAGCGGAUGAAGCAUGUCCCGCUGUCUAUAGCAAGUUCAUACAAACUGCAAACAACCCUCCGUUAAAUCAUGUCCUCGGACGAUGCUUUUAAAGUAAGUUUACAGCCAUUUACGGUUAUUUCGUCAUAUUCGUAUUAUUGUUCAGUUGCUAUACAAGUUUGGUCUAAACUGUAGUCCGUAUGACACUAUCACGCGGUUUGGUAACUGUUUUUUGUUUUCCAGGUGUCCUCCCUUAAGGGGAAAGUGGCUCUGAUAACAGGCGCGAGCUCAGGUAUAGGAGCUGGCACGAGCGUCCUGUUCGCUAAACUCGGGGCUCUGUUGGCCCUGAACGGGCGGGACGUGGAAAACCUGCAAAAAGUGGCCCAACAGUGUACCGAGUGUGGAGGAGCUGAGGUAACAGGACACAGUGGGACUGAGAGAGGACGAGAAGACUGAGGGGCUGAGUGAAGUCCAGAGUUUGACUCUGACACAGGGCAUUAAUAUAAGGACUGUACCCAUAGGCUGUAUACAGGCUAUGACUGUACCCUGUUAGCAGUACAGCCUGUUCUAGGUAAAGUCUGGCACAGCAUAACUGUGCCCAGGGGUUAAAAAUAUACCUCCCUAAACAAAUACAUGUAAUAUAACCAUCAGCAUUCAUGUGUGUGACACUAAGCAGCACAGACACUAAGAGGACUUGAUAUGUGACGUGAUGCACAAAAAUCUCAAAGUCGAUGAAACCAAACAAAACUAGUAAGUUAUAUAUAUAUAUAUAUAUGUGUGUGUGUGUGUGUGUGUGUGUGUGUGUGUGUGUGUGUGUGUGUGUGUGUGUGUGUGUGUGUGUGCGCGUGUGUGCGUGUGUGUAUUUAUACAGUGGAUAUAAAAAGUCUACACACCCCUGUUUAACUGCCAGGUUUUCGUGAUGUAAGAAAAUGACAGCAAGAUAAAUAUUUUCACAACUUUUUUCACCUUUGAUGUGACCUGUAACCUGUAUGAUGCAAUUGAAAAACAAACAGAAACCCUUAAGGAGAAAAAUAAAAAAUAGAAAAGUUAAAAUAACCUGGUUGCAUAAAUAUGCACACCCUUAAACUAAUACUUUGUUGCAGCACCUUUGGCUUUUAUUACAGCACUCGGUCUUUUUGGGUAGGAGUCUAUCAGCGUGGCACAUCUUGAUGUGGAAAUAUUUGCCCACUCUUCUUUGCAAAACCGCUUCAAAUCUGACAGAUUGCAAGGGCAUCUCCUAUGCACAGCCUUCUUCAGAUCACCCCACAAAUGUUCGAUGGGUUAGAUUCAGGUCUGGGCUCUGGCUGGGCCAUUCCAAAGUCUCAAUCUUAUUCCGGUGAAGCCAUUCUUUUGUUGAUUUAGAUGUGUGCUUUGGGUCAUUGUUGUGCUGAAAGAUGAAGUUCCUCUUCAUCUUCAUCUUUCUAGCAGAAGGCUGAAGGUUUUGUGCCAACACUGACCGGUAUUUGUAACUAUUCAUAAUUCCCUCCACCCUGACUAAAGCCCCAGGUCCAGCUAAAGAAAAAAACGCCCCGAAGCAUGAUGCUGCCACGACCAUGCUUCACUGUAGGUAUGGUGUUCUUUUGGUGAUGAGCAGUGUUGAUUUUGUGCCAAAUAUACCUUUUGCAAUGAUGCCCAAAAAGUUGAUUUCAGACAGAUUUCAGAUGUCUUUUUGCAAAAUUAAGCCGGGCUUUGAUGUUUUUCUUUGUAAGAUAAGGCCUCCAUCUUGCCACCCUACCCCAUAGCCCAGACAUAUGAAGACAGCGGGAGAUUGUUGUCACAUGUACUUCACAGCCAGUACUUACUAGAAAUUCCUGCAGCUCCUUCAGUGUUGCUGUUGACCUCUUAAUAGCCUCCCUGACCUGUUUUCUUCUCGUCUUAUCAUCAAUUUUGGACAGACGUCCUGUUCUUGGUAAUGUCACUGUUGUGCCAUAUCUUCUCCACUUGAUGAUGACGGUCUUUACUGUGUUCCAUGGUAUAUUUAAUUUGUUGGAAAUUCUUUUGUAGCCCUCACCUGACUGAUAUCUUUGAAUAAUGAGAUCCCUCUGAUGCUUUGGAAGCUCUCUGAGGACCAUGGUUUGUGCUGGAAGAUGUGGCUACAGAAAUAUCAGGAAAAGCUACUAGAACAGCUGAACUUAAUUUGGGGUUGAUUAGAGGCACUUUAAUUGGUGACAGGUGUGUGCUGACUCCAAUUUAACCUGAGUUUGAAUGUUAUUGGUUAAAUCUGAACACAGCCACAUCCCCAGUUAUUAAAGGGUGUGCAAACUUAUGCAACCACAUGAUCUCAGUUGUUUAUUUUUACUUCUCCUCCCUGAAAGAUUUCUGUUUGUUUUUCAAUUGUGUUGUACAGGUUAUAGGUCACAUUAAAAGUGGAAAAAGUUGUGAAAUUAUUUAUCUUGAUUUAAUUUUUUUUACAUGAAAAAAACCUGGCAGUUGAACAGGGGUGUGUAGACUUUUUUAUAUCCACUGUAUAUAUACAGAGACGUGUCAAGGGAGACAACAGACAAUUGAAUUUCCCUUUGGGGAUUAAUAAAGUUCUUUUGCUUCUUAAAUAUGAUCAAUUAUCAUCACCAAUUAUUAUCAAAGGCUGAUAACCAGUCUGGCCCUAAUAUUAAAUGUAGUUAAGCAUUAAAUAUACAACUCCAAAAAGCAAAAGUAGACAAAAAAGUUACUCUUCUGUGUGUAGCCUCUGCUUGUCCCCGGAGACCUCACUGAUGAGGAGACGGUGAAGAAGACAGUGGAGCAAACUAUCGCUCACUAUGGCCGGCUGGAUGUCCUGGUGAACAGUGCUGGUAUCCUGGCCAUGGGCAGCAUCGAGACCACAGACCUGGCUCAGUACGACAAGGUCAUGAACGUCAACGUCAGGUGGGAUUCAAACAGAAGCAUGUGAUACAUAGUGUUCCUUAUAAGUGAGAUAAUAGAUAGGUCUGCUUUUAAUCGAGAGAGCAUCUUUGUAAAACUGAGAAAUAGUCAUUGUAAAGUGGGAGUUAUGCUGUGGGCAUGUCCAGUCCACUAACUUUUGCUCCCUGUUCCAGAUCUGUAUACCACCUGACUCACCUCUGUGUUCCUCACCUGAUCAAGACCAAAGGCUCCAUCGUCAACGUGUCCAGUGUGAACGGACAGAGAUCAGUGAGUGUGGAGCAGAUGGACUCAGAUUUGUUUCUGUUUCAAGUGUCAUCAUGAUGCUGUCAUCACUGUGGUUUUCUUCUCUGCAGUUCCCUGGUGUGCUGGCAUACUGCAUGUCUAAGUCUGCCAUUGAUCAGUUCACAUGUUGUAUAGCACUUGGUGAGUGUUUUUUUUUUCUCCUCUCAUACUGUCUGUUCAAUGUAGCAAAAGUCCCCAGAAGAAAAAACACAAUUAAUUUUUCUGUUUCCUGCAGAGCUUGCAUGUAAGCAGGUCAGAGUGAACUCUGUCUGGUAAGCAUUUCAACUCCAGUAACCAAUAUGGUCACAGUUGGUCAGUACAGACAUGCAAAAAAGUGCAGAAAGCGGUUGUUCGUUUAUGUUGUGCUGUGUGAUGUGUCCCUGAUUCUGCUGCUUCUCCUCAGUCCUGGUGUGAUCAUCACAGAAGUCCACAAGAGAGCAGGACUGGAUGAUGUACAGUAUACACAGGUAACACCCUGCAAAAAUGUCUCAAACUUUGUCAUCACUUUAGAUACUGUCUUGCUUCUACUUUUGCAGCUGAUUGCACGGAAAAUCAUUUGUAGCAACCGCAUUGAAGCAACACUAUGAAGCAUGUCUUGCAAAUAGAAAUAUUGUGUGCAGUGGGGGUGACUCAAUACCAGAUUUUCACCUCAUGAGUGAUGUGGCCAUUAUUAAAGACAUACAGAGCGGUGAUGGUGUACUGAAGUGUGUUAUAAAAUAAAGGUGUUCCUAAUGUUUUGGCCACCUCAUUAAGAAAACAUUUGGGGGCCGAAACAUGUGGAACACCAGUCAUUAUCAUUCACUACAGCUCCAACAGUUACAUCCUUUUGUUUUUGAAUCCUUCAUCAGUUUCUUGAGAAGUCUAAGCAGACCCAUGCCCUCGGUCGACCUGGGGAGGUGGAUGAAGUAGCCCACAGCAUCGCUUUCUUGGCUUCGGAUGCCGCCAGCUUCAUCACAGGAGUGAAUCUUCCUGUCGACGGGGGCCGUCACGCCAUGUGCCCUAGAUAGGUUGAUGUAUGUGAGGAUGCAGCAGUCGGUCAAUAUAAUGAUUUUAAAGUCAAAGUCUAUGCCUGUGUCUCAUUAUUAGAGUCUCUUUGUUACUGGAGCUGUUGUCCAAGUUAAAUCACAAGUAGAUGGUUUGUUUACCCACUUCAACACGUACUUGUAAUGUAAAGAAGGAGAGAGUUGCUCAUCAACAAAAGGUUUUAGACUUUUAUUGAAUUACCUGAAGAGCCGAUCGACUCCAUUCACUCCACAUCAUACCUCUGUACAGACCAAACACCUGUGACUACAUGUACCACGGUAGUUUAUUGUUGCGUAUUGUAAGAAAUCCUCUGAGUUUACUGAUUGGUGGAACCAACCAUCAUUGCUGCACCUUUGAAUAACAAUCAAGAGACAGUAAAUAAAAGGAUGGUCGUGUCCUAAAGUACAGUUGAUUGUUUUAAAACAGUAAAUAAACCAAGACAGACGGACUGGAGAAUCUUGAAAGCUCUAAGUGUCAUCAAACUCUAGUUGAUACCUGCUUUUAAAGUAGAAAGCUAAUGAGAAAUUAAAUAAACUUUAAAUAGAAACCCCA